Molecule: messenger RNA, 1145 nt
Organism: Chlorella variabilis
Lineage: Eukaryota; Viridiplantae; Chlorophyta; Trebouxiophyceae; Chlorellales; Chlorellaceae
Exons: 7
Biological process (GO): xylan catabolic process; arabinan catabolic process
Cellular component (GO): plant-type cell wall
Molecular function (GO): xylan 1,4-beta-xylosidase activity; alpha-L-arabinofuranosidase activity
Source: RefSeq, a predicted model, not a curated record
GUGCCUUCACGGCAUGAAGGUGGGCAGGCCGGGCAGCAACCUGCCCCACGGCGGCACCAUCUACCCCAUCAACAUCGCCUGGGCGGCCACGUUUGACGACGGGCUGGCGCUGCGGGCGGCGUCCCAGGUGGGCGACGAGAUGCGGGCGCAGUACAACCGGCGGGCGCGGGCGGGUGGCCCCCUCGCCUACAGCAACUGCUUCGGCCCACACGUGCACAUCGUCAGGGACCCUCGCUGGGGGCGUAUGGCGGAGACGUUUGGCGAAGACCCGCUGCUGCAGUCCAACAUGGCUGUGGCGCACGUGAGGGGCCUGCAGGGCGGGGCGGGCACCGACACCUACAUCAAGACCGUCGCCACCUGCAAGCACUUCAUCGGCAACGACCUCGAGGGGUGGGAGGGGGUGACGCGCCACACCUUUGACGCCAACAUCACCGAGCGCGACCUGCGCGACUCGUUCCUGCCGCCCUUUGAGGCGUGCGUGCGCGAGGGCGGCGCCCUGGCCGUCAUGUGCUCCUACAAUUCUCUCAACGGCCUCCCCGCCUGCGUCAACAAGCCGCUGCUGACGGGCCUGCUGCGCGGCGAGCUGGGCUUCGCCGGCAUGGUGGUCACCGACUGCACGGCGCUGACCCGCAUCGUCAAGCCGCGCCCCAAGGGGCCCCACUUUGCCGGCGGCGACAAGCGGCGGGCGUCGGCGCUGGCGGUGCAGGCGGGCACCGACAUGGCCUGCCACCUGUUUGACAUGCUGCAGCCCGGGGAUGUGAGCCAGCGGGACCUGGAUGCGGCGGUACGCCGCGUGCUGCACAACCGCGUCAGGCAGGGCCACUUCAACCCGCUCAGCGAGCUGCCCUUUGACCAUCUGGAUGGCAGCGUGUUUGGGCGGGCCGCGCACCGCGACACGGCGCGAGAGAUCGCCGCCAAGGGCACCGUGCUGCUCAAGAAUGCAGAGGGCACGCUGCCGCUGAGGCCCGCCGCCAUGAAGCAGGUGGCGGUGAUCGGACCCUUUGCAGACCAGCCCACCUACAUCCUGGGCAAGUAUUACGGCGCAACCGCGGGCCCCAUCACCACGCCGCUCCAGGCCAUCCAGGAUGCGGUACCAGGGGCCAAGGUGCUGUACAAUAAUGGUACCGCGCUGCAGUACAGCAAGG